This is a messenger RNA of Chara braunii, 2230 nucleotides long. The record is from the annotation of a GenBank genome assembly. NCBI's taxonomy places the organism in Eukaryota, Viridiplantae, Streptophyta, Charophyceae, Charales, Characeae.
CCGGAGAGCGAGCUUUUCCUUCCACUCAGUGAGCCGGUGAUCUGUCUCCCUGGAGGAGGGAGAGAAGGCGACGCGUCACUCACGACUGUCACUGUCGUCUUCAGUGCAUCUCGCCUUGCCGGCGAUCAGAGGCCCAGAGGGAGAGGAGAACGUCCUUAGAACUCGAAGGAGGCGAUGGCCAUGGCGCUAUUCGUGUUGCGGACGGCAGCUCUCACUGCCUUGCUGCUACUCGCCGCUAGUGCACGUCCUGCAUGCGCACGUCCUGCGCGUGCUUUACGUCGCCAGCCCGAAGUGACCAUUAAGUCGAUCACUUUCAUGGGCAACGGUUGCAGCUUUGACGACACCGACUUCAUUCCGUCCCAGGACAGUGUCGCGUUCCGUUUUGGCGGCCUGGCUGUGACCACCGACGGAUCCUUGGCCGACCGCAGGAAGACCUGCCAGGUCUCGUUUGAGUUGGACGUUCCUGAUGGCUGGUGCUCCGCGGUGCCCAAGGUGACGGGAAGGGGGUUCGCGGACGUGGAAGCAGGCUCCAAGAUCAUCUACGAGUUCAUCUACUAUUUGUCCGGACAGCCGGGCACGGACUCGGUCCGGCGCAUCAUCAAAGGCCCGGCAAAACGGAUCGUCGAGUUCAGGCAACACUUCAGUCCGAUCGUGCGGAGCCAGAGCAACGGCGCUGUCAAUCUGAACGUCAAGAUCGUGGCGACGGCGGAAGGCAGCAAGGCGACGAAUAUCGGCGACUCCGACGAUGACAAGUUACGCCUGGAGUUCGUCCUCGAAUGGAAAAGAUGCUGAGAGGUGCUGAGAGGACCCCAUCACCUCUCACGUGGGUGGGGUCUGGCAGGAGUGUAGGUUUAUUAACUUCGGAGAAAAGGGCAAGUGUGUGUGUGUGUGUGUGUGUGUGUCUGUUGUGGCGUAAGUAUCGCCUCCUCAUGUGAGGAGUCCAACGGUGACUAUUGGACGUGAGGAGGAAGUAAUUGAUUGUUGGUGAAAUCGUUGAAACUCAGGAUUGUUAACUACCUCUAUAGGACGAGCAGCAUUUAGUUCUUCACUUGCGCGCGUCGUAAUAGCUGUACGCUGCUGUUUCUUUUUUUUUUAUUUUAUGUUUAGCCGUUUUUUUUUUUCUUUUCAAUUGGUGGGACAUUUGCCAUGUAGGAGGCCGGACCUUUGCUGUUCUGCAUUCCAUUCUGCUCGAUCCGAAUGGUCGGACGGAUACGUGCAGUAGCUUUAUUUUCUUGAGGACUUUGUUAUUUCGUUCUGCUCGCCGUGAUGCGUGCACUAUCUUUAUUUAAUGCAGGACGGAUACCGUGAUACGUGCAGUAUCUUUAUUUUUUUGAGGACUUUCUUACAGUAGCUUUAUUCUUUUUAGGACUUUCUGUUCUGCCGCCUCUUGGCUCGGCUUUUGUCUAAGCACUUUCUACUGAGUCACGUCCGCUCGAUUUGUCUCUGUUGAGGCAAACUGGUGGUGAGGCCAGGGGAACACCGCGUCGUCGAAGGCCUGCGACGUAAUAACGUUGAGUUCAACUGAUAACAUCCUGGUGAAUCAUUGUGUGGAGGCUGUGUAACAGCGAUCACAUCCUGAGCAUCAAUCGGGGUAUCAGAAAUGUCACGGUGGAACUGGGACGGCCCGCACGGCCGCGAUGAUGAUGCCCAAUCCCCACGAUUCCUUGCUCUGCCAGCCGUCAUUCCCAACCGGGGCAAGGUCCCACUUGCACGGAUUAAGAGAUUCUGGCCGUUGGUCUUUGCUAUCUACAGUCACUAUCGCUUAAUUCGUGUAAGUGGGACCUAGCCCCCGGUGGGAAGAAAGCAGUAGUGGAGUGCCACUGAGACGACCUCUCCACGAUUCCUUGCUCCGCCGGCCGUCGUUCUUAACCGGUGGAAAGAAAGUAGUAGUGAGUGCCACUGAGUGGAGCUCGCCGACCUUCACUUGGAUAGGGUUGGGCGAGGGUGCAAGAUGGGAGGGGUUGUCAUAGAAUAUCAAGCUCCUGGAGGCAGGGAGGUGGGAUGAAGGACGGGACAUGGGACGGGAUGUCUCACCGCACACGCAGUACGGGGUGGGGCGAAGAGUCGAGGACAGUUUCUGCAGUGGUGACAAGGUCGUACGACCAUGGCAGCGAGGUAGCGAAGGGGCUACCCCCCCCCCCCUCUUUUAGCAGUUGUAGAUGAAGCAAGGAAUUGUCCAUGCUUGUUAGAGCACAGCCCAUUCAUUGCCCAAUCAAGACAGUCAUGCGUC